AUGAAAAAAAAAGUGUCGCAGUCUCAGUCUCAAUCUCAGUUUCUUAUGGCGUUUUUGAACGUUAACUUUGGGGAGGUUAAACAUGAUGAUGCAGAUGGAGAUGAUCAUGACUUGUUCUUCACACCCUUGUCAUCCCCAAACAAGGUUGUCCCCAAAAAGGAAGUCCUCCAAAAAGUGGUGCAGCGCAAUCUUGCAGCACAUCAAGGCUCUUCUUCCAUUCAAAAUGCGAAGAAAUACCUCAAGUGA
Messenger RNA from Prunus armeniaca (apricot), 246 nucleotides. The record is from the annotation of a GenBank genome assembly. NCBI's taxonomy places the organism in Eukaryota, Viridiplantae, Streptophyta, Magnoliopsida, Rosales, Rosaceae.